AUGUUCCGCAUAAGCAACACCUUGGUUGGUGUCCUCAACAUACUAACCAUGUUUCUGGGUCUCGCCGCCUUGGGUGGCUCUGCCUACAUCCACAUCCACGGCGGUGCAAACGGCAACGAUUGCCAGAAGGUGCUGCAGUACCCGCUCUUAUUCGGAGGCCUCUUCGUCUUCGUUAUCUCAAUGCUAGCAAUCGUUGGCUCUCUGUGCCGUGUCAACGCCGCUCUCUACAUUUACCUUCUCGUCGCGUUCUUCUUCAUUGUAGGGCUCAUGUUAUUCACAGUUUUCGCACUUUUCGUCACCAACAAGAAGGUUGGGGAACAGGUAUCUGGGAAAGGGUUUAAGGAGCAUAGGAUUGGGGAUUUCUCUCAUUGGUUGCAGCAUUAUGUGAUUAACGACCAAAGAUGGAGCGAGAUCAAGAGUUGUUUGAUGGAUGCACGUUUGUGUCAGAACCUCGCCGUCCACGGUGGUCGGAACAACAAUGACUCUCUCAUUUUCAAACCGUUGUCUACCACACAGUCUGGGUGCUGUACGCCACCGGAGCGAUGCGGAUUCACAAUGAAGAACACAACAUUCUGGGAAGUUCCAAAAACGGGUCCAACAGUGACCGAUCCUGAUUGCACAACUUGGAAUAACAGUAAAGACAAACUGUGUUACGAUUGCAAUUCAUGUAAAGCAGGAGUGUUGGCUGACAUCAGGAACCAGUGGAGACAUCUCACUAUAUUCAAUGUCUGUGUGCUUAUACUCGUCACCAUUGUUUACGUCUUGGGCUGCUAUGCCAUCAGGAACAAUAAAUUAGACUCCAAGUAUGACGAAUACCAUAGAUACAGAACAUACCCUUGAUUCUGGUUGAGGAUGUCUUAAAUUGUUAAUUACUGUUACUUGUGUAGACAUACCCAGCCACAUGAUUCAUUGG
Molecule: messenger RNA, 913 nt
Organism: Gastrolobium bilobum
Lineage: Eukaryota; Viridiplantae; Streptophyta; Magnoliopsida; Fabales; Fabaceae
Product: tetraspanin-11-like
Exons: 2
Coding region: 1-840 (279 amino acids)
Biological process (GO): auxin-activated signaling pathway
Cellular component (GO): plasmodesma; plasma membrane
Source: RefSeq, a predicted model, not a curated record